GUCCAGAGGUCCGAGAUAAAAUUAUCGUCGGGAGUAAACGCAUCAUGUUCCGAGAGCGGGUCAACAUGGAACGUCACAAAGUGUGUUUAUAUCAGCCCUAUUUAUCCGUCGGGCCCAUCCAUCGCCGGUACCUCGCAAAUCGGUCCGCGCCGAACCAUCGGACCCGGUUGAUCCGUCUGGACCUGCAUCAGCCGAGAUUGUUCAAUAUGGAACCGGCAGCAAACAUGACGGAGAUAACUCCCUGCAUGACGAUCUCCAGACGUAUAUCAAGUCAUGGCCAAGCACCACUGCCCAGAGGUUAACCUGCCACCGCAAGCGCUUGUUCUCUCCGUCACACCCAAGCCAGUCAGUAUGGCCGUCAAGCGCGUCGUGGCCGUCCUGGCACUUGCCACCAGCUUCCUCGCCACGUCGGUACUUGGUGAAGAGCAAGCAAAGUGUGGCCAAGCGAGCUACUACCCAUCCGAGUACGCCUGCUACAACAAUAAGACACUCUGCCCGAUUACGUUCAGCUUGCCGACCAAGCCCUGCGGUGGGGGCUGCUACUCGCCAGAGCAGUACUCAUGUGAAGACGAAACGAUCAAGGAACUGCCUGAAGCGACGAGCCCCUUCACCCUUACGUUUUCAGGCGUGCGCAAGACUUUCCAGAACCUGAACGUCAAGGCCUGCGGGAGAUACCUUGCUGUGGGCGCCAACGCUAGAGAGUGUCAUGCUUGCACUGCGGCCGGUGGCACAAACUGCGGGACCUACCAGAACUCGACGGUGCUGCUUCCUGGUGGGCAAAUGGCUUCCGACGUUCCCGGCCACCAGUACUGGUACAUCAACCCAACCGACGGUAUCCUACGAUAUACCGAAGCUCUCGCUGGUAACGCUUCGCUCUGGAACGCUACUAUCCCUGGGAAGGAGUUCGCCGGUCAAAACGUCAAGGUCUACGAAAACGGACUGUUCACAUGGACCCGAGAGGAUGCCACGACACACUGGUGGAUGGCUUGCUUGGUUACGCUGCCUGGUGGUGCUGUUGGAACUGCCAGGUCGUGGCGCAUCUAUGCUCCCACUUACGUCAACAUGGAGAGAGGAGACUGCGAGCUUGGGAGGAUUUUCUCCAAGGCGGUGGAUAGGAAGGCGGGGGUGUACAAGUACCCAUGA
Molecule: messenger RNA, 1143 nt
Organism: Podospora pseudocomata
Lineage: Eukaryota; Fungi; Ascomycota; Sordariomycetes; Sordariales; Podosporaceae
Exons: 2
Coding region: 274-1143 (289 amino acids)
Molecular function (GO): carbohydrate binding
Source: RefSeq, a predicted model, not a curated record